AUUUGACAAUUACAUUAGUGGAUAUGUGUUGUAAAAUGUGAAAUAGCCUAAACUGAAUUGAACUGAAACUGAAGAGUGAAAAUUGUUACGUGUUAGGCUACUUGAAGAAAAAAACUGUAAUUUUUAUUUUAUUUUAUUUUAGCCUAUUAUUAAAUGAGACGCCCAUCUAGAGCCCCCGUGCAUGUCUUUGAUCACAGGUUUGGGAAAAGGCAGCUGUCGUGCUGCUCCCUCCCACAGAGCAGAACAAACGCUAUAUUCAUCUGCCUCUGAAACUCCCCGGAGCAACUUCAGAACAGACGGAGCACAAUAAUACCAUUAAAUGCAGCUGGACGCAGACUGAGACACGCACACCGUCUGACCCGUUCCACCGUCCGUUCUUACAAUGUGGAAGAUCUGCGGUGUCCUGGUCGCCUGGGCUCUGCUGCUCAUUCUGAAUGUGCGAGCUCAGUCUCAAAACAGACAGACCUUCACGUGUGGUGGUAAUAUCACAGGAGAGUCGGGUGUUAUCGGUAGUCAGGGUUAUCCGGGCGUCUAUCCGCCGAAUACCAAAUGUGUGUGGAGAAUUACUGUUCCAGAGGGCAAAGUGGUCGUCCUCUCAUUUCGUUUUCUUGACUUAGAGAGUGACAACCUGUGCCGAUAUGAUUACGUGGAUGUUUAUAGUGGCCACGGCAAUGGACAGCGUCUCGGCCGCUUCUGUGGGACGUUCAGGCCGGGAGCCCUCGUUUCCACAAGCAACAAGAUGCUCAUACAGAUGAUGUCUGAUGCCAAUACAGCUGGUAGCGGCUUCCUGGCUGUGUACUCUGCUGCCAACCCUAAUGAACGGGGGGAUCAGUACUGUGGUGGGAGAUUGAUGAAGCCAUCAGGAACCUUCAAGACCCCUAACUGGCCAGAGAAAGACUAUCCUGCUGGAGUCACGUGUUCUUGGCAUAUAGUAGCACCCAAGAACCAGAUUAUAGAGUUAAAAUUUGAGAAGUUCGAUGUGGAGCGCGACAACUAUUGCCGUUACGAUUACGUAGCCAUUUUUAAUGGGGGAGAAAUCAACGACGCUAAAAGAAUUGGGAAAUAUUGUGGAGACAGUCCACCAGCACCUGUGUUCUCAGAGGGGAAUCAGCUCUUCAUACAGUUCCUCUCAGAUCUCAGUUUAACAGCGGAUGGCUUUAUUGGGCAUUACAAAUUUAGACCAAAGAAGUUUCCCUCCACAACCGUUCCACCAACCACGACAGCACCACCCACUACCACUAGACCAAUACCUUUGAAGUACUCUGCAGCGCUGUGUCAACAGAAAUGCAAACGGAAGGGAACCCCUGAGAGCCACUACUGUUCCAGCAACUUUGUGAUCACUGGAACUGUUAUCACCGCUGUAACGCGAGAAGGUAGCAUGUAUGCCACCAUCUCCAUAAUCAAUGUCUACAAGGAAGGUAACCUUGCUAUCCAGCAGGCUGGCAAAACCAUGAGCACAAAGAUUGUCAUCCUUUGCAAGAAGUGCCCCUAUGUCAGACGAGGUUUGAACUACAUCUUCAUGGGCCAUGCAGACGAGGAGGGCCGUGGAAUGAUCGCCCCCCAUCAUUUCAUCAUGGCUUUUAAGGCCAAGAACCAGAGGGCCUUUAACAUGCUGAAGAACAAACGUUGCUGAGCUUUCUACGGAAAAUCUUUAGUCUUGAAAUCCACACAUGGGUGUGUGAUGUCUUCAUAUUUGCCCUGCAUGUCCCAACUUCCUUCAUCACCCUCUUCUGAGGAGGCCGAGGACUGUCGAAGCACGUGGCACACACCUGGUUGGAAUCUCUUGGUUCCUACUUCUCUUCUUACUGUUGUGAUGAGCAUCAAAAUGACAGCAAGAGCGAAAGUAAUAAGACAGGUCAAGAAUACUGGAAUGUGAAGAGUAAGAUUAUGGUGUUUUGAAUUGCACAGUUUACAAGAUAUUUGUAGAUUUUUAAUCCAAUAACAAAGUUAGAAAAGCUAAAAGUCAAACUAGUUGCACAUCUUUGCUGUUUUUGAAAUCAUGCUGGAUAAUAUUGAAAUAUUUUCAUAGAAACCUAUUCCUAGAGGCGAAUGUUAAGUUAUAAAUUAUUUGUUUUAUGAUGGAAAAAUAAAAGUUCAUUAUCGUUUAAAUCUCGGA
This is a messenger RNA of Pimephales promelas (fathead minnow), 2116 nucleotides long. RefSeq names its product procollagen C-endopeptidase enhancer 2b (gene pcolce2b). The record is from RefSeq and is a predicted model, not a curated record. NCBI's taxonomy places the organism in Eukaryota, Metazoa, Chordata, Actinopteri, Cypriniformes, Leuciscidae. Gene Ontology annotation, molecular function: collagen binding; peptidase activator activity; protein binding.